Messenger RNA from Phyllostomus discolor (pale spear-nosed bat), 1227 nucleotides. RefSeq names its product zinc finger MYND-type containing 19 (gene ZMYND19). The record is from RefSeq and is a predicted model, not a curated record. The transcript is spliced from 6 exons. Lineage: Eukaryota; Metazoa; Chordata; Mammalia; Chiroptera; Phyllostomidae. Bases 193 to 876 code for a protein of 227 amino acids.
CAGGUCCGGCGGGCGCGAGUCGGUGGCGGUGGCGGCGGCAGCGGCCUGAGCCCGGCCCAGCCUCGUCCCGCCCGGCUGCCCCGACCCGAACCCUGCCCGCCCGCUCGCCCGGCUCGCCCGGCGCGCCGCGGCCCCGCCCCGGUCCGGCGCCUCCCGAGGGAGCGGCGCCGCCGGCCGAGCGCAGGCCUGGCCAUGACCGACUUCAAAUUGGGCAUCGUGCGGCUCGGCCGGGUGGCUGGGAAGACCAAGUACACCCUGAUAGAUGAGCAGGACAUCCCGCUGGUGGAGGGCUACUCCUUUGAGGCCCGGAUGGAGGUAGACGCAGACGGAAAUGGUGCUAAGAUAUUUGCAUAUGCCUUUGACAAAAAUCGAGGAAGGGGGUCAGGAAGGCUUCUCCACGAGCUGCUCUGGGAGCGGCACAGGGGAGGCAUCGCUCCCGGGUUCCAGGUCGUGCAUCUCAACGCUGUGACCGUGGACAAUCGCCUAGACAACCUGCAGCUGGUGCCGUGGGGCUGGCGGCCCAAAGCCGAAGAGACGUCCAGCAAACAGAGGGAGCAGAGCCUGUACUGGCUGGCGAUCCAGCAGCUGCCCACCGACCCCAUCGAGGAGCAGUUCCCGGUCCUGAACGUGACGCGGUUCUACAACGCGAACGGGGACGUGGUGGAGGAGGAGGAGAGCUCCUGCACCUACUACGAGUGCCACUACCCGCCCUGCACGAUGAUCGAGAAGCAGCUCCGGGAGUUCAACAUCUGCGGGCGCUGCCAGGUGGCCCGGUACUGCGGCUCCCAGUGCCAGCAGAAGGACUGGCCAGCACACAAGAAGCACUGUCGGGAGAAGAGGCGCCCCUUCCAGCAGGAGCUCGAGCCGGAGCGAUGACUGGGUGUGGGCGGCCGCACGGCCCUGCAUGGCGUCCGUCUCCGCGGGCACCUCGGACAUGGUGGUGGCUGAGCCUGGCGGUGCUGAAGAAGCCGGCGCCGGCACUGUGCCCACCGCGGCGCGGCGGAGGCCCCUCGUCACGGCGCCGGCACCACGGCACCCCGUGCUGCGGCACAGCACUGCCCUGGGGGCAUUCUCCGGGGUAGAGACGGACGAGCCGGGGAGGCUCCCGCCAGGAUGCUUCUCAUUAUUUAUAUGUUAAUAUGUUUGUAAACUCAUGUACAGUUUUUUGGGGGGAGGGGCUGGAGGGUUAGAGAGUACGAAUAGAACCAUUUGUUGUAAACUUCAGAC